Suillus subaureus is the source of this 357-nucleotide messenger RNA. Its product is annotated as transmembrane proteins 14C-domain-containing protein. The coding region runs from base 1 to 357 and encodes 118 amino acids. Lineage: Eukaryota; Fungi; Basidiomycota; Agaricomycetes; Boletales; Suillaceae. The record is from RefSeq and is a predicted model, not a curated record. Gene Ontology annotation, cellular component: membrane. The transcript has 3 exons.
AUGGCUUUAUUUUGUUUGUAUAGAACUAUCACCCACACCAAGUCUAUCCAGUCUGCCUACCCUGCAUACACCAUGGGCGCCCUCUGUAUCGUCGGCGGCGUCUCUGGGUAUGCAAGAACUCGCUCAGUUCCUUCACUCGUCGCUGGUGUCGGCGUUGGUCUCUUAUUCCUGUGGAGUGCAGAUGUCAUCAGGAAAGGCGCGCCAAAUGGGUUGGAGGGUGCCUUGGGUGCUUCGGCCUUGCUUCUGCUCUCAUCUCUUCCCCGCAUUACUAAGGGCCCGGUACCCCUUGUGCUUGCUGCAACGAGCAGUGCUGCGGGUGUAUACUAUGGCACGAAGGUGUACAACUUACGCAACUAG